AUGCAUCCAACUCAAAAAAAUCUUGAAUAUCAAAAGCUAACCCGAACCCAAGGCGAUUUCUCGUUCGCCCGCGCACUGGCAGCACAGUACAAAUGCCCCAAUAUCUGCGCAACAAGCUACGAUUCAAAAGAGACUCUUUUUAGCAAAUACCCACAAGCCGAAGAAAAUGUGGAAACCAUCCUAUCAAAGCCAGACCAAAGCGAUAGUGACAGCGACGAAAAAGAAGUCAAGGACGACGAAAAUGAGAAGGAACCUCAAUCUAAAGUCCUCUACUCCGUCGACGCCCGCAAGCUAGGUUCCCAGACUGGCGGGGGCAAAGAACUGCUACGUGGAUUUGCGCGCCGCGAGCGCAAACGUCCAGCCUGGUUCAAUCCCGCUACGCCUGAUCCGCCGUACCAGAGCGGGGGAGCAUGGGAUGUGAUCUGCUUCAAUUUCCCGCAUGUUGGUGGCCUGUCGACGGAUGUGAACCGACAGGUCCGAGCGAAUCAGGAGUUGCUGGUUGCUUUCUUCAAGGCUGCUGUUCCUCUUGUUUCUAAGCCGCCUCCUUUGAUGGAAGCGGAUGAAGGGGAGUAUGAGUAUGAGGAUGGAGAGGGGAGUGAUGAGGAAGAUGAUGAGGAGUCAACUACGGGGAAUGGGAUUAGGACUGGUCAUGGUCAGAUUCUUGUUACAUUGUUUGAAGGCGAGCCGUACACGCUUUGGAACAUCAAGGACCUGGCUAGACAUGCUGGACUGGUGGUUGUCACUAGUUUCAAGUUUCCGUGGAGCUCUUAUGAGGGAUACUCCCAUGCGCGGACAGUGGGUCAUAUUGAAGGGAAGGAUGGGGAGAGGGGUGGGUGGAAGGGGGAGGAUCGGGAGGCGAGAAUGUAUGUAUUUGAAGUGAAGCAGAAGGAGAAGAAGAAGGGGAAGAAGAGAACCAGGGAUGAUUCUAGUGAUAGCGAGUAA
Penicillium olsonii is the source of this 942-nucleotide messenger RNA. The record is from the annotation of a GenBank genome assembly. Lineage: Eukaryota; Fungi; Ascomycota; Eurotiomycetes; Eurotiales; Aspergillaceae.